Messenger RNA from Lachancea dasiensis, 1959 nucleotides. NCBI's taxonomy places the organism in Eukaryota, Fungi, Ascomycota, Saccharomycetes, Saccharomycetales, Saccharomycetaceae. The record is from the annotation of a GenBank genome assembly.
AUGGCUUUGAAUUUCCAGAAAGCUCAGAAUAACUUAGCGGAUGAUGUUGAAGGUCUCAAGAAUGAGUCUACAGAGUUCCCGCCCAAUGAUAGAUCGAACGAGCUAUCCAAGCCGUUGGUAAACAGAUAUGGGAUAGGCGCCAAACUUCUUUCGAAGAUGGGCUAUAAGGAGGGCCAAGGUCUAGGUAAGAGCAAUGAGGGUAUAAAAACACCGAUAGAAACGCAAGAACGACCCCAGGGUAUGGGAUUGGGCAUGCCAGGCAUGAUGACAGCGGAGGAAGCUGAUUUGGAAGGUUACGGGACUGAGAGCUCAGAUGACGAAAACGUGGCUACAAGGACGAACAAAAUUCAGUUUACGUCUGGUAAUACACUCGAUGUAGAUGGUGAUAGCUUGAAAGGUCUGAAGAGAGCAGGUUUUCCUGAAUUGGCGGCUAAACUUGAAGACGCCAUGGGUUCGAGCUCACUGUCGUUUGGGCGAAAACUUGAGGCUGAUCGCACUAUGAAGGAGCUUAUUGACGUAUGCGAUAGGCUUGAUAGCCUGCAGCUCCGGUUGACGGAGCUUGAAAUAGAGAUGCAAAGCUCAGCAAGGGAGGUUAGCGAUAUGACAGAAUUGCAAGGGCUAGUGGACAACCCAUCAAAGAACAUAGUGGAAAAAAUCAAUUCGAUACUGGUCUUAGAUGACAUGGAACUAGUUGAUAAGCUGUCUGGCUAUGUACUGCGAUGUGAAUUUGAGAACCUAGGCUCAUGGAGCCCUCUAGACUUCGAUAGCGAGGUGGUCCGCACUCUUGAUUUGAUUAUCGAUAUGUUAUCUUACCGCAUAGAUACCAAACCUUCUCACUUAAAUCGGGUACAAACUGUUAUAUACCGUUGCGUAUUUGAGUGCCUGCGACCGUACUUUGAGGGUUUCGAAGUCUCGCAGCAGAGAGUUGGAGAAGUUUUACUUCUAUUGUUAAAUUACCAGAAAUCACUGACUUUUAUCAACUGCAAUUCGUAUGUGAUGAAAAGGUUCAUCGUUCCAGCCUUAGAGCGCGCCAUUAGUGGGUGGGAAGUUGGCCACUCUGCAAUCUUUUCACCACCCUCGUGGUUUUUCGAUUUUAGCAACUUCAUGGACUCUUCAGACACCAAUACCCUUAAGACCCAACUGAAAGCGCGAUUUAUUGAGUACUGUAAAAACUGGUAUCACAGAGAAAGUGCCAUCCUACCUAGCGACUUUCACUUCUUGAGGGAAGUUCUUUCAGUAUCGACUUUCGAUGCGAUUGUUGCAGACAUGUUGCUGCCCAAAUUUAUAACUCAAGUUUGGGACAGAUAUUUCGACAUCUUGUUGAGUCUUGAGGAGCCAGAUGACGAUUCUUUAGACUAUUUCAUGUCCAAAAUGAAACAAUGUAAGACACUCUUUUCAGAAAAGCAUUGCGAAACGUUUACCAGAGCGAUUUUCAAUGAUAUAAACCGUACAGUAUUUCAAUGGUACUGCUUUUCCCCCGAAACUUUUUAUCGAGAAGCUACCUUCUGGUUCAAUUCUAUCGCAAACCGAUACUUCUUGUACCCAAAUGAAGUGGAACUCUCUGAACUUCGAAAAUCUUAUCAAUUUUUGGAGAAGCCCUCGAUCGAGCCUAUUCACGACGAGUCCAUUGGGAUAAGCGAAAGGCUAGGUCUGGGAGAGGAAAAGUCGAAUGAGAUUAAUUUCAAAUCAAUCCCGCUUACUAGGCUGGCAGUUAUGUUUAGAGAUGUUGUCCAAGAUUACUGCGAUGAGCAUGGCAUUUUGUUCCGCAAGGCUGGCAAUGUGAAUGUACAGUUACCUAUCGGUGGGUCCAAAUCGGUUCUGCUCCCUGCUUUCACUUUAAGCUCGGGCAAGUCUACUUGUGAGGUCACAAUCCAUGAGGAUGUGCUAUGGCUCAAGAGGACGGGAGGUUAUUUUGAACCGAUUUUUCUCUGGCAAGUUGGAGACAUAUUGAACAAAUGA